Molecule: messenger RNA, 3227 nt
Organism: Impatiens glandulifera
Lineage: Eukaryota; Viridiplantae; Streptophyta; Magnoliopsida; Ericales; Balsaminaceae
Product: probable serine/threonine-protein kinase DDB_G0281745
Exons: 9
Coding region: 270-3041 (923 amino acids)
Biological process (GO): protein phosphorylation; signal transduction
Cellular component (GO): cytoplasm
Molecular function (GO): protein kinase activity; protein binding; ATP binding
Source: RefSeq, a predicted model, not a curated record
CAGCGAUGGCGGUCGUUCGUUCGUCAUCAACAUCAUCAUUUCUUAAGAAAAAGAUCUAAUCUUCAAUUCGCCCACCAUUCUAUUUCAAAUUUCACUCUUUUCGAUAAAUGCAAAGUAUAUAUGAACAAGAUACGUCGUUAUCCCAUCUCAUUGUGACACUCGUCGAUACCUCCUGUCUUGAAACGGACAAUUUUGAUUCGUGAGAAUCGGCGCUGACAGAAUCAAGAUUCGUCAUUUACAGGUAUUACUUAAUAAAUGCUGAUUUCUCGAUGAAUAGUGUUUCUGCAAUAACAGGAGGAUCGGUUUCAAGCCCUAGCGAAGAAAGUUUGCGUAUAAAAUUUCUAUGUAGUUUUCUGGGUAGUAUCUUGCCUCGUCCUCAAGAUGGGCAGCUAAGGUAUGUUGGCGGUGAAACGCGAAUAGUGAGUGUGCCGCGUGAUAUCAAUUAUGAUGAACUCGUGAUGAAAAUGAAAGAACUUUAUGAAUUGACUGCUGUUUUGAAAUAUCAACAGCCUGAUGAAGACCUAGACUCGUUAGUAUCAGUUGUGAACGAUGAUGAUGUAAUGAAUAUGAUGGAAGAGUAUGAUAAGUUAAGUUCAGGUGAUGGGUUCACCAGACUAAGGUUUUUUCUGUUUUCUUAUGCUGACCUUGAAAGUUCUUCACAAUUCAUCGAUGCAGACGAAAGGGAAACUGAGAGAAGAUAUGUUGAUGCUUUAAACAACAUUAACGAAUCGACAGAUUUACGAAAUCGUCAGUUUUCUGAAUCACCUGGAGACGAUUUCUAUGUUGCAAGGAAUUAUGAUCUUCCAGUUCAACAAUUUAACUUGCGACAUUUGAGAGUUCCGCCAAUGGAUGGGACUAGAAGCCCUGUAUAUCACUCUCCAAGGCAUUCCCCUUCAUCAGCCCCUGUUUAUCGAGCCCCAUUUCCAGAAUUUCAGGAUCGGAUAUCCGAAGAACAUUGUUGGCAGCAACCGAACCAUGAUAUCUUUCCCUUCGAUCAUCAGCUACGUUUCUCCGAAAAUGGGACUUGGUAUCAUCGUUCUGGGGCCUUGCCAAGUGAGUCAGCUAGAUUUCCUUGCAAUAUGUUCAAUAUUCCCCACAAUGGUAAUAAUGGCUAUCACGAUUCACGCAGAAAUCAAGCAUGUUCUGAUUCGUAUUCGAAACAUGGAGAACAACUGCCCAUUGAGCAUCCUAACUAUCGCCAUGGCUUAUGUUUGAGAGAGCAGAAUGACCCCAGAUCCCUUUACAAUGAAUUUCACUGUCGUGGAAGAGGGUGGAAUAUGCAGCAUAUAUCGAUUCCUUCAAAUGAGGAACCAAGAUCAGCUAUUGCUUUAGAUGGACUGCAAAAUAGCCACCAUGUUUUAGAUAGUAAUGUUAUGCACGCUGCUAAUGGCCAUCAAUUGCCUGUGAUGUAUAAUGUUCAUAAUGAGGAUCCUCGGUUCAUAAGAUCUUCACCUGAACAAGGGAACGUAGCUGUAGCUGUAUCUGCAUCACAUGUCCCUAUUACUCCUCUUGAUGAGCGCGGGAUUAGGUAUGGUAACAUUCCUUAUUCUCGAGUAUCGAAUGGAUUUGCCCCAAUGCCUCAUUUAUCAGGACAAAAUAGUGAUCCAUUACACAAUGGCCUCUCUUAUGAACAAUCAACUUCUACUCAACUAUCGAAUGGUACAAGAAAAGACAAUCAAAACCCUUGUCAUGAACAUGGUUAUAGUCGGGUGCCAUAUUUCACUCCAUCCGCUCAUAAUCAAGAGAAACCGUACCUGAUUGGUCCCGGACUUCUUCACCAACCCUCUGAUACACCAAAUCUUGCUUCUCUUUUCGAACCUGUGCAGUUAUCAAGUGAAACAAUGACAAUGAAGGAGAAAGAUACUGAUGUUGAAGUAGAUGAAUUACUUCACCAGGUUACUGCAGUCAUGAAUCUACCUGAUGAUUUGUAUGUAACAAAUCCUGUUGACGAGUACAAGGAGGCUGCACUGGAAAAUCAUGAGGAGUUAAAGCCCGAAACUGAAGGAAAUGACAAUUAUGAAGACUCCAAGGUUGUGGCAGAAAAAUCUGAUGCAGUAGAAAAGGAAGAAAAUGGAAUUCAAUCUGAGGCUAUAGACACAGGCACAAACAUAGAGGAGGAUUCAGACAAUGAGGAUUCGGGGGAAUCUAAAAUAGAGCCGACCAAGGCUGAGGAAGAAGCUGUUGCUAGGGGAUUACAGACAAUUAGAAAUGAUGAUUUGGAGGAGGUCAAGGAACUAGGCUCGGGUAAUUAUGGUGCUGUUUAUCAUGGAAAAUGGAAGGGCUCUGAUGUGGCAAUUAAAAAGAUCAAAGCAAGUUGCUUUUCUGGGAAACCUUCCGAGAGGGAACGAUUGAUAGCAGAUUUUUGGAAGGAGGCUUUGAUAUUAGGCUCUUUACAUCACCCAAACGUAGUUUCUUUCUAUGGAAUAGUGCGUGAUGGUCCUGAUGGUUCGUUAGCAACUGUGACAGAAUUCAUGAUUAAUGGGUCUCUCAAACAAUAUUUACAGAAAAAGGACAGGACAAUUGACCGGCGAAAGAGGCUAAUAAUAGCUAUGGAUGCAGCUUUUGGGAUGGAGUAUUUGCACGGAAAGAACAUUGUUCACUUUGAUUUAAAGUGCGAGAAUUUGUUGGUGAAUAUGAGAGACCCACAUCGACCAGUAUGCAAGAUUGGCGAUCUUGGAUUAUCAAAAGUGAAACAACAUACAUUAGUGUCUGGAGGUGUUCGCGGAACUUUACCAUGGAUGGCGCCUGAGCUCCUUAGUGGAAAAAGUAACAUGGUUUCGGAAAAGAUCGAUGUGUAUUCGUUUGGGAUUGUGAUGUGGGAACUGCUAACUGGAGAAGAGCCUUACGCAGAUAUGCAUUGUGCUUCUCUCAUAGCUGGGAUUGUGAACGACACAUUACGUCCAACAAUCCCAACAUGGUGUGAUCCUGAAUGGAAGUCGCUGAUGGGAAGUUGUUGGGGGUCUGAUCCGUCUGAGAGGCCCUCGUUUGCUGAAAUCUCAAAGAAGUUGAGAAAUAUGGCAGCAGCAAUCAAUGUCAAAUGAAUGAAUUAUUUAGCUGCUAUAAUAUGUAUCAUGUCGCCUGCCCCUGCCCUUGUCCUUAAGACAUGUUCGAGAAACAUCUUUAUUUGCUGCGGCCAAUGACUAAGGAGAAGUCAUAUGUACUAUAAUCCAUGGAUCCAAUGAGAUCUGGGAAUUAGGUCAAAGGAUUCAAAUUAAUGCAUUAAACUU